AUGGGAGGAGUUGUUCUUGAGACUCUGAGCAACAGAAAACUGUCCAUUUUGGCAGUUUCUCUGCUUCUGCUUCUGUUUGUUUUCUUCUUGAUUGGUGGACUUGUAGCCCCUGCUCCUUCAAGUGUUAUGAACAUGUUAACGACUAAAUGUUAUGAUAAACAUGUUUAUGCACAUGAAAAGAAAUGGUAUAUUCCACGUGGCUUACAUGCCUGUGAUCAGAUAGAUGAUUUGAGCAAUCCAGUGGUUAAUGAUAAACGCAUUGAAGCCAGUAUGGUGGUGUUUUCCUUAUGGCUGCCCUAUCCUAGAGAAAAUAAACAACUGAAUAUGUCGCGAUGGUUUCAGAAUAUGCUGACUGUCAUACAGAUGGAUAUCGAACACCAUGAUAACAAUCCUCUCAGUAAGUAUACCAAUGCUACAAUGAGAAUGGAGGUGAGACUGGGUUAUAGAAAUCAACAGGAUAAUGAAUCAGAUUGGAAGGAAUUAAUCUCGACACAUGAAGAUAGACCAUUACGCUGUGACACAGAUCGGGUAAAAGAUGAUUACUAUAGAUGUGAAUUGUUGUCAUUUUUUGAAUUAGGAAGUGUUCAUUAUGAUUAUUACCUUAUCAAUAUAAGACUUCCUGUUUAUCAAUCUAAAGAUGUUAAUUUAGGCCUGGGAACAAUUAAAGAUAUUCACAUUAUUACAAUAUUUCAAAAUGGAGGAUUUACCAAAGUUUGGUUUUCACUGAAGACCACGAUGUUUCCUGUUAUUAUUGCUGUUCUGGUGUGGUUCUGGAGAAGAGUUAAGCUACUCAGUAGACAACCAAACUUAUUGGAAAGGACCUUGUUAACUCUAGGUAUUGUGUUGUCUAUCAUGAAUUGUCCCCUAGAAUGGUUCACCCUCUGGUUUAAUCUACCUUGGAUGAGUAUACUAUCAGAUAUAAGACAAGGUGCUUUCUAUGCCACUCUUCUCUCAUUCUGGAUGAUAUUUGCUGGUGAACACAUUAUGGUAGUACCAAAGAAUAACCUGAGAAGUUAUUGGAAACAUCUAACAUCAGUUGUAUUUGGUUGUGUUUGUAUGUUUGUAUUUGAAAUGUGUGAAAAAGGGAUGCAGUUGGCAAAUCCAUUCUACACUAUCUGGGUGUCAGAAACUGGUACUCAGCUUGCACUGGCUUUUAUUAUCCUAGCUGGUAUAGCUGCCUGUACCUACUUUCUGUUUCUAUCCUAUAUGAUAUACAGAGUCUUCAAAAACAUCAGUGCUAAAAAAACGGCUCUGCCUCAGAUGAGUAACUUAAGGAAGAACUUCUACUUGGGCCUGAUUUUCAGGUUCAAGUUUUUGAUGGUGUUAACUCUACUGUGUGCUGCAUUGACUGUUAUAUUCUUCAUCAUCAGUCAAGUCAGUGAGGGUCAGUGGAAGUGGGGAGAUGAUGGAAUCAGUUUGGAAUAUUCUAGUGCUUUCCUGACAGGUAGUGUUUAUGGUAUGUGGAAUGUGUAUGUUAUUGGAUUGUUGAGUUUAUAUGCUCCCUCACAUAAACAAUACACUCAGACCAAUGAUACAAGUGAUGGAAGCCAAGAAGAAGAGGUCCAACUGACGCAAAUACCCACAGAAACAUCGGCCAUGACCUCAUUUAUUAGUAAAGAGGCUCAGGAAUAG
Molecule: messenger RNA, 1632 nt
Organism: Lottia gigantea (owl limpet)
Lineage: Eukaryota; Metazoa; Mollusca; Gastropoda; Lottiidae
Exons: 13
Coding region: 1-1632 (543 amino acids)
Biological process (GO): intracellular protein transport; Wnt protein secretion; Wnt signaling pathway
Cellular component (GO): endomembrane system; organelle membrane
Molecular function (GO): Wnt-protein binding
Source: RefSeq, a predicted model, not a curated record